AUGCAUGUUUUUAACCUCACCCUUUUUUCUCUAUGUGGGCUGCUACUGAUCCACGUCAGCACGGUAUUAGGCGCCGUUGCACCUGCACCACUACCAGGCACUGACGGAAUUUGUUACACAUAUAUCGUUCAAGGCCAUGAUACGUGUACCUCCAUUGGCAAACAACACAGUAUUUCUGUGGCCGACAUCGAAGCCUUCAACAAGAACUCAUGGGCAUGGCUCGGUUGCGACAAGCCAUUGUACCAAGGUGCAUUCAUCUGUCUCAGCGCUGGCGCUGCUCCGAUGCCAGUUGCACUUCCACAGGCCACUUGUGGUCCCCAGGUGCCUGGAACAACACGCCCGAGCAACUUUGAUCUAGUUGGCACUCUUAAUCCAUGCCCGAACAAGGAAUGUUGUGCUCCAUGGGGAAUAUGCGGUACUACGCCGGAAUUUUGUAGUCCCUCGGACUAUACAUCACACACCACAUCCACACCGAGUCACGCAACUGGCAAGACAGUUACUCAAGCCGCUAAAAUAACACAAGCCACUACGAGAAAAUCUACAAGCACCACGAAAAAGACCAGCACCAUAAAGGCAACCACUACUUCCAAAUCAACCAGUACAAAGACAGCAUCAACAACAAAAAAAGCAGACAAGACGACAAAAGCCGCCGCUGCUACUGCAACAUACAAGGAGCCAUGGUCAGUCACACUUUUCGAACAGAAGGACUGCGUAGGAAACUACUAUCUCCUAGAAGGAUACAACUCAAAAUGGGAACAAAUGAACCCGACAAGAUGUCUGAAUCUCAACGGUGGCCUCAACAGUGACUCCAUGGGCACCGAAACAUUCUGCAAGUUCUACACCGAAGGAGGUUUGCAUUCGACUAAUUGCGACAAUGGAUCAUAA
Penicillium arizonense is the source of this 885-nucleotide messenger RNA. RefSeq lists its product as uncharacterized. Bases 1 to 885 code for a protein of 294 amino acids. NCBI's taxonomy places the organism in Eukaryota, Fungi, Ascomycota, Eurotiomycetes, Eurotiales, Aspergillaceae. The record is from RefSeq and is a predicted model, not a curated record. Gene Ontology annotation, molecular function: chitin binding. The transcript has 3 exons.